Messenger RNA from Raphanus sativus (radish), 2292 nucleotides. Its product is annotated as U-box domain-containing protein 17-like. The record is from RefSeq and is a predicted model, not a curated record. NCBI's taxonomy places the organism in Eukaryota, Viridiplantae, Streptophyta, Magnoliopsida, Brassicales, Brassicaceae. Gene Ontology annotation, molecular function: ubiquitin-protein transferase activity; protein binding. The transcript has a single exon. The coding region runs from base 131 to 2242 and encodes 703 amino acids. Gene Ontology annotation, biological process: protein ubiquitination. Gene Ontology annotation, cellular component: cytoplasm; nucleus.
UUGUCCUUUUCACUUUCUUCUCCUCUGACUUUGUUCUUCGUAUAUAAAUACUACACGUAUAUAAAUACUACACAAACCUUUGCGAGUUCUUUUCAAAAAAUCUGGGUUAAAAUAAACGGAGCCAGAAUCAAUGGCCACCGCGGCUAUAUUCUCAUCUCUGCGGCGGAGGAGAUCCCCAUCACUAGAAGCCUUUUUAUCCCCCGUCGACCUCUCCGGCAUCGCUCUCGUCCAAACCCUAUCUUCCAUCUCCUCAGACCUCGUCUCUUCUUUCGCCGCUACACGUUUCUCCUUCCAACGCAGAAACUCCCGUUCUCUGAUUCGUAAAAUCGAAACCUUCUUCGUAUUAUUCGAGUUCCUCGCCUCCGGAUCACGCUCCACCUCUUCUUCUUUCACCACGACGACACUGCUGUGUCUGAAGGAACUUUAUCUUCUCAUCUACAGGUCAAAGAUCCUCCUCGAGUACGUCGCUCAGUCCAGUAACUUAUGGCUGUUGCUCCAAAACCCUUCCAUAUCUGGCUACUUCCAUGAUCUCAACCAAGAGAUCUCGACUCUCCUCGAUGUCUUCCCUGUCAACGAUCUCAACCUCACCGACGACAUCAGAGAACAAAUCGAGUUGUUACAGAGACAAUCCUUGAAAUCGAGGUUGCACAUAGAUAACAACGACGAGUCCUUACGCGAAACGUUCUACUCCUUUCUCGAAUCCUUCCAAAACGGUGAGAUUCCGAGUCCAACCGCUAUGAGAACCUUCUUCGUAGAGAGGUUAGGGUUUAGAGAUUCUAACUCUUACAUAACCGAAAUCGAGUUCUUGGAAGAACAGAUUGCGAAUCACGACGGAGAGUUAGAGCCGGCGAGUUCGGUUAUCAACGGUUUCGUAGCGGUUACAAGAUACUCUAGGUUUCUGUUAUUCGGAUUCGAGGAAGAAUGGAGGAUCGAGAAACAUCCAAAGGUUGAUGAAGGAGACACGAUCGUAACUUCAGUUCCGAGAGAUUUCGUCUGUCCGAUCUCUCUCGACCUGAUGACGGAUCCCGUGAUUGUUUCCACAGGUCAGACUUACGAGAGAGCCUCCAUCGCCAGGUGGAUCGAGGAAGGACACUGUACUUGUCCCAAAACAGGACAAACGCUCCUCGUGGGCUCUCGUAUCGUCCCUAACCGAGCUCUCAAGAACUUGAUCGUGCAGUGGUGCGCAGCGAGCGGCGUAGCUUGCGAGUCUGAGUUCGUUAACGAGGGUGGUUUCGUGUCGCCGCCGACGAAAGCUGCUGUUGAAGCUAACAAAGCGACUGUUUCGAUACUCGUUCAGUUUCUAGCGGAUGGAUCGUCUGAAGAAGCUCAAACGGUUGCGGCGAGGGAGAUUCGGCUUUUGGCAAAAACCGGGAAGGAUAACCGGGCUUUUAUAGCCGAGGCAGGUGCGAUACCGCACCUGCGUCGGCUUCUGGAGUCGGAGAAUGCUAUAGCGCAGGAGAACUCUGUGACGGCGAUGCUUAACCUCUCGAUACACGAGAAGAACAAGAGUAUGAUCAUGGAGGAGGAAGAUUGUUUGGAGUGUAUAGUAAACGUUCUCGUCUCCGGCAUCACGGUGGAAGCGCAGGAGAACGCGGCGGCCACGUUGUUCAGUCUCUCCGCGGUGCACGAGUACAAGAAACGGAUAGCGUUUACUGAUCAUUGCGUCGAGGCUUUGUCUUCGCUGCUUAGGAGCGGGACGCCGAGAGGGAUGAAAGACGCGGUUACGGCCUUGUACAACUUAUCAACGCACCCUGAUAACUGCGGUAGAAUGAUCGAAGGAGGAGGCGUGCGGAGUCUCGUGGGAGCGCUGGAGAACGACGUCGUUUCUGAGGAGGCGGCAGGAGCUUUGGCUCUGUUGGUGAGGCAGUCUCUAGGAGCUGAGGCAAUAGGGAAAGAGGAAGGGGCUGUGACGGGGCUCAUGGGGAUGAUGAGAUGCGGGACUCCGAGAGGGAAAGAGAACGCGGUGGCUGCGUUGCUUGAGCUUUGUAGAAGCGGUGGAGCAGCCGCGGCGGAGAAAGUGUUGAGAGCACCGGCCAUUGCCGGGUUGCUGCAGACGCUUUUGUUCACCGGGACGAAGCGGGCUAGAAGGAAGGCUGCUUCGCUUGCUAGGGUUUAUCAGAGGCGGGAACAUGCGGCGAUGAGGUCAGGCGGGUAUGGGGUUUUAGGGAAUGUGAACGAGAAUAGAGACGCCGGCAGUUUUACGACGGAUGUCUCUGUUCCGAUGUCGAUCUCUGUAUUGUGAUCUUAUGUGUUGAUUGUUUGUUUUGUUUAUAUUAUAAUACAUUUACUAGA